CAUGUUGUUUUUUUAGUCGCGGCUGUUUGACGUUUGUCGCUUUCCUCCGUUGCGAAUAUAAUAUAUUACGUAGCUCAUUUUAAUACAAACGGAAUUGCGAGCGCAACGACGACAACAACAACAGUAGCACUAACCGUAAGCGCAGGGGCCAAAAAUUAGAUUGCGUUUGCGGCCGCAAAGAUUUGAUGACGUCGCAUACGCCGUCUUCUAGGGCGUAAAAAGCAAAGCAAACAAACGCGAAAAGCGAAACGUGUAAACGGCGUAGAAGCGAUAAACGCGACUCAAAUACGCAGCAGAUAAAAUACAAUACGCGAGAGGAGAAAAGUCACGGGAAUUAUUUUUCAUAUUCGGCGUCUGUUUGCGAGCGUAAACGUGUGUGCGUGGGCUUGUGCUUUUGCCAGUGUCGUGUGUGUUAAGUGCCAGUGUGUGUGUGUGUGUGAUUAAGAGGAUAAAAAGGAAUAGAACGGUAAAUGCAGCGCCGCAAAAAUGUGCAGCCUGACGCCAAACCACAUGGUAAACGUAACGCAGCAGCACCUACACGAUCUAUUGGAAACUUUCGAAAAAAAGUCCUUCGAGGCGGCGGCCUUUGAGGAAGGAACGGCGGAGUACGACAUCUCCAAGAAAUGCGAAUACCUGUUUAAGCUCGACUACAGCCUAAUUGAGCUGGAUAAUACGAACGGAUUGCUCAGUCCGCGAUAUCCUGGGCGAAUACUCAUCCCGGAAUAUGAGCACGGGCACAUGGCCAAGACGCUGGUACCGGGAAAUGGACUCUUCGGGCAAGUUGGUGGGGGAUUGGGAGGUGGAGGCUCCUCGGGAACAGCCACGGCCACGCCUCUGAACAGCAGUGCAGGAAGCACUGGAAGCGAGGGUGUGGGCAUCCAAGCCUUUGUGACCUUUGCCAAUCCCCUGCAGACGCAACAACAGCAUCCGCUUCAGCAACAUUAUCUCUCGCAGCAGAUGCAUCCCCUCCACGCGCAAUAUCCCUCCCAGCAGUCACAUCCACUCCAGCAGCAACAGCAGCAGCCAUCGCAACAGCAACCACAAAAUACGAUAUACGAAGAUCAGUAUGAUAUCCAGCGAAUGCGGGAAUUGGUAACGAUGGCCAAAUAUGCGAGAUGCCGUCAAAGAUUCGCCGUGCCUGUGAUCAUGUAUCGCGGAAAGUACAUAUGCCGCUCUGCCACGCUAUCCGUCAUGCCAGAAACCUAUGGCCGGAAGGUUGUGGACUAUGCCUACGACUGCCUGAGUGGCGGCAAUUACACCGCGCCAAACGGAGAAGAGAACGAUGCUGACUCCACGGACGAGUCGCUGAUCACCCACAUGCACGAUCAGGCGCAGUCGCAGUUCAGCUACGACGAAGUCAUCAAGAGUGACAUCCAACUGCUCCAUACGCUCAAUGUCUCAACCAUUGUGGACCUCAUGGUCGAAAACCGCAAGAUCAAAUACUUCAUGGCCGUUUCCUCGUCAGAGAAAGCGGAUCCCAACAAGCACUAUAAGAGCUUUAAUCUCCUAUCCCUGCCGUAUCCGGGCUGUGAGUUCUUCAAAAAGUUCCGGGACAAUAACUACAUGGCUCGCAACCUGCACUACAACUGGAAGCAAACGUUCAACGAUGCGAAUAUCAACAUUCCCAACAUGGGACCCGCUGCGGAUAUCGAUGUGGCGUGGUCGGAGUACCGGGAUUGGGAUCUAGUGGCCAUCACCCAAAACUAUUUGAGAGCCACACUGAAAUACGUGCAAGAGGAGAGCUCCGGCCUGCUGAUUCACUGCAUCAGCGGUUGGGAUCGCACGCCACUGUUUGUCUCUUUGGUCAGGCUGUCUCUGUGGGCAGAUGGACUCAUCCAUCAGUCGCUGAAUGCCAUGCAAAUGGCCUAUUUCACACUGGCUUACGACUGGUACCUGUUUGGCCAUCAACUGCCCGAUCGCCUGAAACGAGGCGAAGACAUCAUGUUCUUCUGCUUUCACGUGCUCAAGUUUAUCACGGACGAGGAGUUCAGCAUUGUGGAGCACCGCAAGCGCACCAAGACAUCCAGCAGCAGCGGCAGUAGUGUUAUAGUAAUCAAAUCCGACUGCUGCGACGAUGAACCGCUCAAGGAAGACUACAUCCUUUCGUUCGAUCAAGAUAGCAACGACAGCUACUCAAACUGUUCCAACUGUGAUAUGUCCAUAACAGAUAACUUCUAUGCCACGACGCCAGCGCAAGUCAAUCCGCUGACCAGCAGGUCGCCAAAUCCGAAGAGAUCUAGAACCAGUCCCAUUUCAGUGCCCGGAUCAAAUGCGCGGCAAAGACAGGAGUCUACAUCGUCCAAUGGUAGCUGGCAGGUGGUUACCGAUACGGGUUCAAUCGACUCCAUGAUGAACGGCAGCUACAUGAUGCGCUUUGUGGCGCAACAGGCAGCGGAUGGUGGCGGCUCCUCAAACAUUCCUUUAUGCAAUGGCGGCAAUGGUUACCACUGCAGCAUCAAUGCAGCAUCGAGUGGCAGUGGGAGCGGAAGUGGUAGCAGCAUCAGUAACGGCAGCUCGACGCACGGUUUCGCAAACGGUUCCUCCAAAGACGUAGGCGGCAGCACUAUGGCCAGCAAGCAAUGCAUUAACUUACGAAAGCAACGCCUGAAUGCAGUGCGCGCCAUUUUUAUACAAGCCUACGGCAAGACGAUUGGACUGAAAUUCAAGGAGGGUUCAUCCAUGAACCUAGCCACGUUCAUUGGGAACCUGGCGGACCAACUGUUUUGAGAAAGGAUUAGCAGCAAUGACCGUUUGUUAGAUUUCAUCAACAUUGUUUGUUUCUUGUUAAGUGCUGCGCUUUCAACCAACGACUGUAUUUAUAGACCUAUUAAAUUGCGUUCUUUAGUAACUGUUGAUGAUUGUGUAGUGUAACGGAUAACUGAUUACCGAUAAGCAUCGAAAGAACCAGGCGGAUCCAAGGCAGCGAGCAAACAAAAUCCCGUCGUCCUUCUGUCUCGGCUAACCCGCUCUCCUGUUCUCUAGGUUCUCCCGCUCCCCGCUCCUUGUUUGUUUAGUUAUUAGUUCUUCGAGAAUGCAAAGCAAGCGAAACAUAAAAUGCGAUUUGGAUUAUACAAUAGUUUUAAGUUGUAAUUUAUAGUAAUGUAUUUUUUAAUAAACUUAUGUGCAUUUUA
Messenger RNA from Drosophila sechellia, 3131 nucleotides. It is a transcript of the gene EDTP, whose product is annotated as Egg-derived tyrosine phosphatase. The transcript is spliced from 6 exons. Lineage: Eukaryota; Metazoa; Arthropoda; Insecta; Diptera; Drosophilidae. The record is from RefSeq and is a predicted model, not a curated record. Gene Ontology annotation, biological process: dephosphorylation. Gene Ontology annotation, molecular function: phosphatidylinositol-3-phosphate phosphatase activity. Bases 487 to 2727 code for a protein of 746 amino acids.